Phalaenopsis equestris is the source of this 1356-nucleotide messenger RNA. RefSeq lists its product as uncharacterized. The record is from RefSeq and is a predicted model, not a curated record. The transcript is spliced from 2 exons. The coding region runs from base 1 to 903 and encodes 300 amino acids. Lineage: Eukaryota; Viridiplantae; Streptophyta; Magnoliopsida; Asparagales; Orchidaceae.
AUGUAUAAUGAUGAUGGAGCGGCCAGUGAAAACAUUCUUAACAAUAGCUUAUGGACAACCUUACCAAAUUUGAAUAAAAAAAUAUCGAAGAAACUCGUGCAGGGAAAAGGGGAAGAAGUGGCUAUGAUUAGCUUCUGCAAAAGUAGCUUUAAUUCGAUACUCGGCAUCCCCGAUUCCGACGAUCUCCGUAAUCCUCCUCAUCGUUGGAGCCACAUUCUCCCCCAAAUCGACCGCGGAGGCCUCCGUCUCCUCGCCUCCGAUUCUCCCAAACCCCCUCACGUCGUCGAAUCCCCUUCUAUCAGUCCCGCAACCAGCGUUGAGAAGUCGCCGGAUCCCGGCGCGUGGGGCCUUCACGAAGCGACGGCGGUUGCCGGCGGUCUCGGCCUCUGUACAGAGAGUCUUGGAUCGGAGAGCUGCGAUAGCGGGAUCGAAAUUGACGACGGAGAUGACUCCGCGCCGGAGAUCGAGAAACCGAAUACGCGAAGGCCAUCGCAGAGGCGUCGGGCGGAGGUGCGAUUCCCUCCUCCGCUUCCAUGGAUGAUGGGAGGCGGAGGUCGUAGGAGCAGGUUCUUGAAAGCGGAGCGAAGGGAUGGGCGGUUUCUGCUCACUGAGAUCCAGAUCGAACCGCAGCCGGAGAUUCUUCGCGCCAUCCGCAGCGACGGUCGGCUUCGUCUGGAACUCGUCGAAUCGGAGGAAGAAGGCGAUGAGGAGGCGAUCGAUUGUUCCGACGGGGAAGCGAGUUCGCCAGAGAUGGUGGAGAUCGCGGGAGAGGAAAGAUCGGAGCAGACUGGGGAACGUUGGGAGUUGCCGCUGGUGAGGAAUGAAGGGCAAAGGUGCGUUGAGGCGGGGAGCGGUGAGGGAGGGACGCCGUUGUGGUGGAAUCACCGCCUGGCGACGACUUAGGGAGAGUGAGCAAAGUGAGGCUGGGAAUUAAGAUGGGGUGGAGCGGUAAACUCACCUCUUGCUGGUGCCAGGCUAGCAUUCAUAAGGAUCGUGGUUUCCAAUAAUAGUAAACAUAAAACGGCGAUUCUGUUGAGGAUGAUAUUAAUGAUGAGAUAAUGGUGACCAUUCAAAUAUAUUCAAUUUUUUUUUCCUGUAAAAAUGCGGUUUUGAGAAUUGAUUGGGAUAUUUCUAAGACUACGGUUCAAGUGUUUUUGGUUUAUUUGGGAAUUUAGAUGUUGGUGCAGUAAGAAAUGAGAAAGGUGUAAUUUUCUUAAUUUAUUUGGACUGCAUUGAAAAAUUAGUAAAAAAGUGAACUGGGAAGAGGUUUAUUAUAUGCGUUGAAAAGGGAAGUUUUUUGUGUGACAGUUGGGGACUAUGCUGUCGCCAGCUAGUUGUAAUUGCUUAUUAGGAGAC